Messenger RNA from Cheilinus undulatus (humphead wrasse), 1334 nucleotides. It is a transcript of the gene eif4h, whose product is annotated as eukaryotic translation initiation factor 4h. The record is from RefSeq and is a predicted model, not a curated record. Gene Ontology annotation, molecular function: RNA binding. Lineage: Eukaryota; Metazoa; Chordata; Actinopteri; Labriformes; Labridae. The transcript is spliced from 9 exons. Bases 57 to 899 code for a protein of 280 amino acids.
CUAAACUCGGCCAGUGUGACGUGUAGGACCUCCUCCUCCGACACACAGCAGCAGUAAUGGCGGACUACGACAGCUACGACGACCGGGACCGGGCCUACGGAAACUUCGGUGGCGGCAGAGGGCCCCGUGGAGGCGGCGGUGGCUCCGGAGGUCCCCGGAGGCAGAAGGAGCUGCCCACAGAACCCCCCUUCACGGCGUACGUGGGGAACCUGCCGUUCAACACGGUGCAGGGAGACAUCGACAUCAUAUUCAAAGAGCUCAACAUCCGCAGUGUCCGAUUGGUCAGAGACAAAGAGACAGACAAGUUCAAAGGGUUUUGUUAUGUGGAGUUUGAAGAUUUGGGCUCUCUAAAAGAAGCUUUGACGUACGAUGGUGCUUUGUUAGAUUCACGGUCGCUGAGAGUGGACAUUGCAGAGGGGCGGAGACAAGAGCGAGGAGGGGGCGGCUUCGGCUUCAGGAAAGACGAGGGGAGAGGACGAGGAGGUUCUCGAGGAGGUCACAGAGGAGGAGGAGGAGGGCGCGACGGCCGCGACGAGUUCGACCACCAAGGAGGAGGUGCGGUCAGAGAGUUCAGCAGCUCAGGUUAUGACGACUACGCGGGGGGGCGGAGUCGAGGAGGUGGUGGUCGCCCUGGAGACAGAAGGGGGGGAGGACCUGGAUCAGGUCGCUACAGGGACGGACCCCCUCCACGUGGAGGACAGACUGCAGACUUCAGGGAACCAUCUGAAGAGGAGCGUGCACAGCGACCCCGCCUGCAGCUGAAGCCUCGGACCGUUGCCGCUCCGCUCAACCAGGUCGCCAACCCCAACUCUGCCAUCUUCGGCGGAGGCAGGCCGCGAGAGGAGGAAAAAACUCGUAAAGAAGAAACAGGACUCAAGUUUGAAAAUGAUGAGCCCUGAUUCAUUAAAAUCAGCAGCCACACAUCCUGACCAGAAGGUGGUGCUGACACGUCGACUCGCCAACAGAAAAGAAGAAACCUAAAACGUUUUGUUGUUUUUUUUUUAAUUUCAGUAUUUGAAGCUGACUCCCAGACAGAACCAUUAGUAAAAUUAUGACCAUGAAGUUUUCCCAGUUUGUGCUUGAGACUUUAAUUUCUGGCUCUGGACCGUGCCGGGGGCGUCCACCUGUCCAGGUGAGCUCUCAGUGUGGAUCAGGUGGGCAGUGUUUAAACCUUCAGUGGGUGGUUUUUCAGUCGCGUCGCUUUCAGAACGUGUUUGUCGCUGAUGAACACUUUGAUUUGCUUCACUGUACUAUAGAAUAAAAACGGCUGUUUUAACUUUUUGUUGUUAAUUUUUUCCUACACUGUUUAUGGCAAUAAAACUAUCAUCAUCAUA